Molecule: messenger RNA, 1347 nt
Organism: Micropterus dolomieu (smallmouth bass)
Lineage: Eukaryota; Metazoa; Chordata; Actinopteri; Centrarchiformes; Centrarchidae
Gene: uck2a
Product: uridine-cytidine kinase 2a
Exons: 7
Coding region: 112-900 (262 amino acids)
Cellular component (GO): cytoplasm; cytosol
Molecular function (GO): ATP binding; kinase activity
Source: RefSeq, a predicted model, not a curated record
UCGCUCCCAAGCGGCCGCCUCAUCAUCGACACCAUCAUCAAAUGGGAGGAGCGCACGAGGAGCGCCGGCACCCCCGUGUGUCAGAGGGCCGCACCGCGCUGCAGAUGAAGCAUGCCGGGCGACAGCGAGACAAAGCCAGGUGACCAAGCCGAAAAUGAGAGCAACACUCGGCAGCCUUUCCUCAUCGGCGUGGCUGGAGGGACAGCCAGCGGCAAGUCAUCAGUAUGCAGCAAGAUCAUGGAAAUGCUGGGGCAGAACGAGAUCGACCACCACCAGAGGCAAGUGGCCAUCCUCAGCCAGGACUGCUUCUACAGGGUCCUCACCCCAGAGCAGAAGGCCAAAGCGCUCAAGGGCCAGUACAACUUCGAUCACCCAGAUGCAUUUGACAACGACCUUAUAAUCGCGACCCUGUGGGACAUCAAGGAGGGAAAAACAGUACACAUCCCUGUUUAUGACUUUGUUUCCCAUUCCAGGAAGGAAGAGACAGUGACCGUGUACCCUGCUGAUGUGGUGCUGUUUGAGGGCAUCCUGAUGUUCUAUUCUCAGGAGAUCCGAGACCUUUUCCAAAUGAAGCUGUUUGUGGACACUGACGCAGACACACGUCUAUCACGGAGAGUGCUGCGUGACAUAAGUGAACGUGGACGGGACUUGGAAAGUAUUCUAGCGCAGUACAUUACUUUUGUCAAGCCUGCAUUUGAGGAGUUCUGUCUGCCAACGAAGAAAUAUGCUGAUGUGAUCAUACCGAGAGGAGCUGACAACCUUGUUGCUAUAAAUCUCAUAGUUCAACACAUCCAGGACAUUCUAAAUGGUGGUUUGUCCAAACGGCUGAGCGGGUGGUUUAAUGGUUAUGGAACAACAGCAAAGCAGGCGAACAUGGAGUCCAGCAGCCGGCCCCACUGAGCGUAGCACUCCGCCGAAGAGAGGAAGGAGGGUUCGCCUGUACGUGGAGAAUGUGCUCUACAAUGUGACAAGAAUAAUUGGCAGGAAGUCCAAAGGCCUCCAAUUGAUGAGAGUCAACUUUGACUGAAGAAAUUAAUAAGAAUGGCCAUUCCUUUGUGGAGCUGGUUUAAAGCUGUUGCAUUCAGUUAUAUUUUUCUCUUUAGCUUGUGUACUGUACGAGACUGGGAGAAAUACAAAUGGGCUAACUUGUAAUUUCACUUAAAACUGCUGCUUGCCUUUACCACAGAAAUGGAGAUGCUAACUAAAGAAGCAGUUAUGGUGUCUAAAAAAGAUUUCCGAACACUUGACAGCCUUUAACAAUACAAUAAAUGCAGUGUAGCAACAUGCUGUUUAAUGCCAGGGCCUUACCUUAUCUCACUACCAUUAAAGAUGCACUGUCUGAACAGA